AUGGUUGUGAUGAUGGUUUUCAUGCAGGAUGUGAAGAAUUGAAGACUGUUGCAGAAAGCAUUAAGCCAAAAGUCAAUAUUUUUGGACAUAUUCAUGAAGCGUACGGGGUGUAUAGCAAUGACUUCACAAUUCAUAAAUGAGUCUACCUGUGAAUUAAGAUAUAGACCGACAAGCCUCCAAUUAUUUUUGACUUGCCUAGGUAAUCUUAAUAUUUAUAAAUGGAACUUUUUAAUUAUUUUUAUUGUGCUUUAA
Molecule: messenger RNA, 252 nt
Organism: Blepharisma stoltei
Lineage: Eukaryota; Ciliophora; Heterotrichea; Heterotrichida; Blepharismidae
Source: the annotation of a GenBank genome assembly